Cygnus olor (mute swan) is the source of this 1537-nucleotide messenger RNA. RefSeq names its product brain-specific homeobox/POU domain protein 3. Bases 55 to 1080 code for a protein of 341 amino acids. Gene Ontology annotation, biological process: regulation of transcription by RNA polymerase II. Gene Ontology annotation, molecular function: DNA-binding transcription factor activity, RNA polymerase II-specific; RNA polymerase II cis-regulatory region sequence-specific DNA binding. The transcript is spliced from 2 exons. Lineage: Eukaryota; Metazoa; Chordata; Aves; Anseriformes; Anatidae. The record is from RefSeq and is a predicted model, not a curated record.
CGCGCCCCCGGAGCCGGGCUGCCCGGAGCGCCCCUGCCCCGCUCCUCUCCCACCAUGAUGUCCAUGAACAGCAAGCAGGCGUUCAGCAUGCACCCCAUCCUGCACGAGCCCAAGUACCCCCACCUGCACACCAGCUCCGAGGCCAUCCGCAGAGCCUGCCUGCCCGCCCCCCAGAUCCAGGGCAACAUCUUUGCGGGCUUCGACGAGACCUUGCUGCGGGGUGCCGAGGCUCUGGCCGCUGUGGAUAUAGUAUCGCAGAAAACCCACCCGUUCAAGCCGGAUGCCACCUACCACACCAUGAGCAGCGUGUCCUGCACUCCUACCUCGUCCUCCGUGCACCUGCACCACCCGUCCGUGCUGACCACGCACCAUCCCCACCACCACCACCACCAGCCCACCCAGGGCCUGGAGGGCGAGCUCCUGGACCACCUCAACUCUGCCCUCCCGCUCGGAGGGGUGCCAGGUCCAGACGUGGGCUCCACACCUUCUCACCCUCACUCCCACAUGUCGGCCAUCAACCACAUGGCCCACCACUCCCAACCUAUGAACAUGUCCCACCCCCACGGCCUCGCUUCCCACGCUGUCAUCUCCGGCCCCGAGACGGAGACGGACCCGCGGGAGCUGGAGUCCUUCGCCGAGCGCUUCAAGCAGCGGAGGAUCAAGCUGGGGGUGACCCAGGCGGACGUGGGCUCCGCGUUGGCCAACCUGAAGAUCCCGGGGGUGGGCUGCCUUAGCCAAAGCACGAUCUGCAGGUUCGAGUCCCUCACCUUGUCCCACAACAACAUGGUGGCCCUCAAGCCCAUCCUAGAAGCGUGGCUGGAGGAGGCCGAGAGGGCUCAGAGGGAGAAAAUGACCAAACCGGAGAUCUAUACAGGAGGGGACAAGAAACGCAAGCGCACUUCCAUCGCCGCCCCCGAAAAGCGGUCGCUGGAGGCUUACUUCGCCGUGCAGCCGCGGCCAUCCUCGGAGAAAAUCGCUGCCAUCGCCGAGAAGUUAGACUUGAAGAAGAACGUGGUGCGGGUCUGGUUUUGCAAUCAGAGACAGAAGCAGAAAAGGAUGAAAUUUUCUGCCACUUACUGAAGAAGGGGCUGGGAAGGCAGUGGGGGGAGUGCCUGGUCCCCCCCCAGCCCCUCUGAAGUGGGCAGGGUUUGGGAUGAUUUUUCUGUUGUUUAAAAAAAAAAAAAUUGAAGAAAAAAAGAAAAAAGGAAAACUAAACCUAAAAAGGGAAACCCGCCCAAAGCGAUGCGAACAGUUUGGUGCCUGCUCCUCACCCCCCAGGCAAACUGGCCCCACUGUUAUGACUGGUACAGACUGCUUUUUCUAGACAAAAAUGGAGAAAAAGGAGAAGAUGGAACAGAAGUCCUGGAGGGGAAUUUUGGGGGUGCUCGGAGCAAGGGUAGCGGCAGCAAGAGCCCGGCGGGGCUUUGUUGCAGCCCCUUCCUGGCUCGGAUGGGCAAGCAGCGGCUGCAGCACCGCUCCUUCCUCGGUGCCCAGUCCUCUUCUUUUUAAAAACUAAAAGAAAAAUAAUAAUAAAUGG